This is a messenger RNA of Aspergillus ochraceoroseus IBT 24754, 1022 nucleotides long. Its product is annotated as general transcription factor IIH subunit TFB6 family. Gene Ontology annotation, cellular component: transcription factor TFIIH holo complex. Lineage: Eukaryota; Fungi; Ascomycota; Eurotiomycetes; Eurotiales; Aspergillaceae. The record is from RefSeq and is a predicted model, not a curated record. The transcript has 2 exons. The annotation marks the transcript as partial.
AGUACAUAACAUAGUCUAUCGAAAUCUUGUCCGACCUGUAUCUACCCGAGCUGGGGACUACACUUUGUGAUCCAUCCGAACUCCGCGCACUCCCACCAGCCCAGCUAGCUACAUACCAACCCCAUUUUCUAGCCACUCCAGAUUAAAGCAAGCUAAAGUCAAUGGCAACUGCCUCGGAACCUUUCGGUGGAGCUGGAGCUGGAGCUGGAGCUGGAGGCUUCAUGCACUCCUCCGCGCUCUCCCCCGCACCGUCCACAUCCACAGUGACGCCCUCUCUUCUCCCCAAACCCCGAUCUCAUCCACUCCGGGCGGGGUCUAUCAAAGAAACCACGGUAAUCAAUCACAUCGACAAGACGAUCCUCUCGAUUAACAGACGGCACGCGAAGAAGUUCAGUGCCGCCUUUGACGACGACAGCCACCAGCACCAGCAGCACCAGCAGCAGCAGGCUGGCGCACCGCUACCAGCCAGUGAAAAGGGCUACGAGAGUUUCAAAGAGGUAGCUAAGGAUGUGGAGAGUCUUGUGGAUGUGCUUUGGGUUAGCGGGACUCCAUCCCUCCAAAUCCCCUACUUAAUCUCCCUGGCUGUGCUAGUAAACACGUAUCUACCAGACUACCCCUUCGCAGCCAAUGCUACCUUUCGUCUUCUCCGCAAACUGGACUCGGUUUUCGCCUCGCUGGUUCUCGGGGAGGAUUCGGAGAGCGGUGUCCCGCUGUCUGGGUUCGAGGGCGGCCGGCGCAAUGUGGUUUCUAUGACUGAGAAGGUCAGGAUCAAGAGCAUUGCGGAGACAUCGCGGGUGACUGUUGUAGAGGCUCGAGAGCAGACGGAUGGACUGGUUGAGGCGGAUGACGAUGACGAUGACGAUGACGAAUUCGGUCUUGAUGGCCAUGAUGCGUUCGGGACGGAGGAAACGCCGGGGAAAUGGGAGAUGGAGACGGCCAAGGUGUACGAGAAGACGAUUCAGCUGCUGGGAGAUGAGCUGGGGCAGGCGGGGGAGUUUUGUGAUGUGGAUAUGGCGGAUGGG